UACGGUCACCCAUAUGAUGUCAACCAAGCGCAUGAAGUGUGUUUCAACUUCAAGGAAAAGGCGCAUCAAUUUGUACCUGAUUUGUAUUGUAAAUUGUUUAUGAACAUAAAGCAGAAUGAUGAAAACUGAAAGAGACAUUCAAGAGACGAGCUGCAGCAUGGAACCUGUGAGAAUGUUGAACGUGGAGAUAAAAACUGAGCCAGAAUUUGAAGUUGAUGAUUAUUAUUAUGAGAUUGAGAAUGUGUGGCACAAUAUGAAGACCAUGUUGAAGCAGGACGGCCAGACUACAUCUACUGCAGAAAUCAAGCAAGAACCAGGGAACACUUGUCCUAGUGAUUUGGAUGAGGAUGGUGUGUUUGCUGGCGAGCACAGCGAUGAGAGUUCCAGCGAGUUUUCUGAGGAAGAAUUCUCUGAUGCAUCUACGUGCGAGCAACUGGAGGACGACUCCGAAAGUUCUACUUCGGACAGUGAUGAAGAUGCCCCUCCACCUCGAAAACGGCCUGCAUUUAUCCCGCCGAAGCAGGCCCCUCCACCACCAGCCCCAGCCCAGCCAGCCACCCCGGCCCAGCCUAAGCCAGCUGCCCCAGCCCAGCCACAGCCAGCUGGCCAAGUUACAUCGAGAGACGGGACGGUGUGGAGCAAUCAACCACGCGCAGCUACGAAAGCGGAACCUCCAAACAUCCUGAUGCAAGCAAUGGGCCCUAAGAAUCUGGGAGGGGCAUCAUCACCGCUGGAGCUUUUCAGCAUCUUCAUUUCAGUCACCAUGCUGCAAACCAUCCUACGUUACACAAAUGCAGAGGGGCUGGCCAAGAGAGGACGGGGUUGGAUCGACAUCGGGAUGAUGGAGCUGCGCUCAUUCAUCGGCCUCCUCUUCUUUCUUGGUCUGACCAAAUCGGGGCAUGAAAGAGUCAAGUCAUUCUGGCAACCGGGUUUCUUCUCCAGACCACUCUGCGAGUGCACCAUGGCAGGGAAGCGGUUCCAGGAAAUUCUUGCGGUGAUGUGCUUCGACGACAAGAGCACUCGAACACAGCGCAAGCAGACUGACAAGUUUGCGCCCAUCAGGGAUGUUUUUGAGAUGUUCCGAUCUACCCUCAUCCGCCAUUUCAGUCCAAGUGACAGCCUGACUGUGGGUGAACAGUUACUGGCUUUCCGCGGACGCUGCAGCUUCAAGCAGUAUAUGCCAAAAAAACCUGCUAAGUACGGACUGAAAUUUUGGACAGCAGUGGACAGCCGCACCCACUACACUUACAAUAUGCAGCCCUAUGUCAAAGAACAGGGACAAAGAGAAACUCAACUUGGUGCUCGAGUGGUAAAAGAUAUGGUGGAACCCGUCUAUGGAACUGGACGCAACGUCACCACCGAUAAUUUCUUCACCAGCAAGGCGUUGGCCGACUACCUUUGGACGAAGAACAUGACCCUCGUCGGCAUGAUCAAAGAUAAUCGGAAGGAGGUCCCAGACGACAUGCGCAAAGGACAAACCCGAGACAGGCCGGUAAAGUCGUCUCACUUCCGUUUCACGUCAACGAACACUCUCGUUUCAUUUGUGCCGAAGCAGUACAGAAAUGUACUGCUUCUGUCAUCGAUGCAUCACGAUGCCACCACCAACCCAAGGAGCAAAAAGCCCGAGAUCAUUGACUUUUACAAUUCGACCAAGGCCGGUGUAGAUGCAGUGGACCAGAUGUGUAGUGUCUACAACUGUGCCCGCACCUCUAACAGAUGGCCAAUGGUGGUUUUUUUCCACCUUUUGAACUGUGCUGGCAUCAAUGCCUAUGUGCUCUUCAAGCAGCUCCAUCCCCGCCCCAGCACAUCCCGUCAUGAAUUCCUGGAGCAGCUUAUCAUGGCCCUCACACUACCGCAGGUCGAAAUCAGAAGGCAGCAUCCAGAACGCCUCCGCAUACACACCGUACAUGCAUUUGCCUAUGUUGGCAAGAAAGUUGUCUACCAAGCUAGACAACAGCAACAACCAACAACCCGGGCACCGUCAGCAAGAUGCCGGCUCUGUCCCCCCGGAGUCCAACGGAGGUCAACGCGAGUGUGCAUGGGAUGCGAGCGCUUCGUCUGCAAGCAGCACUCCACCGUCCAAACAGCCCGGAGCUUUGAGUGUGAAGAGUGUGCUAUUGGCGAGUAGACUGUUGAGUUGCCAUGACGAUUUGCUCCAGGAAUUCAUGGGGACACCACUUCCAUCUUGUUUUUUGGGUUUUUUUUUUUUAGGGGGGGUUUGACAAGUUUUCAAAUCAGCAGUUUGGUUUUCUAAUUUUAUGAUCAUGGGCAUUUGGAGUUAACUUUUGUAUUACAAUCAUGCCAAUAAUGUUUGUGUUUUGAUUCACUUUUGAUUCAUCAGUUUUUUCUUUGUAAAUAUUGGGGGGGGGCAAGUUUUCAAAUCAGCAGUUUGGUUUUUUCUAAUUUUAUGGUCAAUGGCAUUUGGAAUUAACUUUUGUAUUACAAUCAUGCCAAUAAUGUUUGUGUUUUGAUUCACUUUUGAUUCACCAGUUUUUUUUGGUAAAUAUUGGGGGGGGGGGGGGCAAGUUUUCAAACCAGAAGUUUGGUUUUCUAAUUUUAUGAACAUGGGCAUUUAGAGUUAACUUUUGUAUUACAAUCAUGCCAAUAACGUUUGUGUUUUGAUUCACUUCUGAUUCAUCAGUUUCUUCUUUGUAAAUAUUGGGGGGGGGGGGGCAAGUUUUCAAAUCAGCAGUUUGGUUUUCUAAUUUUAUGAUCAUGGGCAUUUGGAGUUAACUUUUGUAUACAAUCAUGCCAAUAAUGUUUGUAAUUUUAUUCACUUUUGAUUCACCAGUUUCUUCUUUGUAAAUAUUAGGGGGAGGGUGGGUUGACAAGUUUUCAAAUUUAUAAGCAGUUUGGUUUUCUAAUUUUAUAAUCAUGGGCAUUUGGAGUUAACAAUUUUCCUUUCAAAUAUGUUUUUGAUUAUGUUUUGAUUGAAGAUUUUGAGUGUGUGAGAAUACAACACUGUUGCACUCAA
This is a messenger RNA of Patiria miniata (bat star), 2974 nucleotides long. RefSeq names its product piggyBac transposable element-derived protein 4-like. Bases 116 to 2128 code for a protein of 670 amino acids. Lineage: Eukaryota; Metazoa; Echinodermata; Asteroidea; Valvatida; Asterinidae. The transcript is spliced from 2 exons. The record is from RefSeq and is a predicted model, not a curated record.